AUGUUGGACCUGCGAUCUCUGAAAUUGAUAGGUUCCAUAUCACCCCAUGUUGGAAAUUUAAGUUUUUUGAGGAAUCUAUCCCUUGGAAAUAACAACUUUCAUAAUGAAAUCCCUCCAGAAAUUGGCCAUUUACACAGAUUGAAAUCCUUAGAGUUGGAAAAUAAUACACUUAGUGGCAAAAUUCCAAGCAAUUUAUCCAGUUGCACCAACCUCAAAGGCCUUUAUUUUUCUCACAACCUUCUCACUGGAGAAAUCCCUGCAACGCUUGGCGCCUUGUCAAAGCUCUCAUUUUUUGCUAUUCGCAACAAUAAUUUGACAGGAAGUAUCCCACCUUUUUUGGGAAACUUAUCGUUACUAGAAAAGUUUUCCGUAAAUUUUAAUAACUUAGGUGGGAGUAUCCCAAAAUCUUUUGGCCAAUUGACCAAGCUUAAAAUGUUUGAUGUGAGUUCAAAUAGGUUGUCCGGUACAAUUCUUCCCUUAAUCUUCAAUCUGUCUUCAUUAGAAAUAAUUGAUGUAGGAUUCAACUACCAAAUCCAAGGGCAUCUUCCGUCGGACAUAGGUAUCACACUAACUAAUAUUCGAUUUUUUUCCACUGCCUACAAUCAAUUUACUGGAGCUAUCCCUGUUUCAAUCUCUAAUGCUACAAAUCUAGAUACACUUCAACUGAAUGAUAAUAAGUUAAGUGGAAAAGUUCCUUCUUUAGAGAAACUAAAUAGAAUUCUUUUUUUGGUCAUCACCAAUAAUAGUCUUGGUAAUGGAGGGGAAAAUGACCUGUGCUUUCUUUGUUCUUUAACAAAUGCCACCAACCUGAGCAUAUUGAAUGUAAAUUCCAAUAACUUUGGGGGAGAGUUACCCAAGUGCACAGGCAAUUUCUCAGCUACUCUUUACAGCUUGCUUUUAGAUAAUAAUAAAAUAUCUAGAGAAAUUCCUAUUGAAAUAGGAAAUUUGAUAAGUUUGGAGAGUCUAGAAAUGUGGAUGAACAAAUUAUCUGGUAAUAUUCCCUUUGAAAUUGGAAAGCUUCAAAAAUUACAAUAUUUGGAUUUAUAUCAUAAUAAUUUCUUUGGAAAUAUUCCAUCUUCUUUUGGAAAUUUAACUAUUGUGACAAACUUGUAUUUGGAAGAGAAUAAUCUUCAAGGUAGUAUCCCUUUAAGUCUAAGCAAGUGCAGAAAUUUGGUAGAGUUGUUUCUUAAUAACAACAAUCUUAGUGGUUUGAUAUCCCCACAAGUCAUUGGUCUUUCAUUCUCACCAAUUCUUCUGGGUUUGUCUAGCAACCGAUUUACUGUUGUCCUUCCAAUGGAAAUAGGAAAUUUCAAAAAUCUAGAAUAUUUGAAUAUUUCUGAAAACAUGUUGUUUGGUGAAAUUCCCGCAAGCCUUGGAAGUUGUGUAAUGCUAGAAUAUCUGGGCAUGGGAAGAAACCUCUUCCAAAGGACAAUUUCUCAAUCUUUGGAAUUUUUAAACGGUCUUCAAUAUCUAGAUCUUUCUAAUAAUAAUUUUUCUGGCCAAAUUCCAAAAUUUUUGGAGGGCUUUGUCUACUUGCAAUUUUUGAAUUUCUCUUUCAACCAUUUUGAGGGUGGGGUACCAACAAAAGGAGUUUUCAAGAACACGAGUGCAACUUUCAUUAAUGGAAAUGAUAAGCUUUGUGGGGGCAUAUCUAAGUUUCAGCUUCCUAAAUGCGAAUACGAAAAAUCCAAGAAGUGGAAGUUGACACUUUCCUUGAAGUUAAUAAUCUCUAUAUUUUCUGGGCUUCUUGGAGUAACCUUGGUUUUGUUAGUUCUAUUGCUUCGUUCUUUAAUAAAGAAAAGAAAAGAUACCGCCUCUAGUGACUCAGGAAAUUUUCUUUUGAAUCUAUCUUACCAAAAUCUCCUAAAUGUGACCGAUGGGUUCUCUUCUACCAAUUUAAUUGGUGUGGGUGGUUUUGGAUUUGUGUAUAAAGGAAUUCUUAAUCAAGGUAGACAUACAGUUGCUGUUAAGGUGUUUAACCUUUUGCGUCAUGGAGCUUCCAAAAGUUUCAUAGUUGAAUGUGAGGCUCUACGAAAUAUUAGACAUCGAAAUCUUGUAAAGGUACUUACAUCAUGUUCUGGUAUUGACUAUCAAGGUCAAGAUUUUAAAGAUUUGGUAUACAAGUUCAUGGCAAAUGGAAACCUAGAUGAAUGGCUACAUCCAACUUCAAGAAUAGAUGAGGGUCUUGAGGAACCAAGGAAUUUGAGUCUUCUUCAAAGAGUGAAUAUUUCCAUUGAUGUUGCUAAUGCCUUGAAUUAUCUUCAUCAUCAUUGCCAAACGCCAAUCGUUCACUGUGAUCUCAAGCCUAGCAAUGUUCUUCUUGAUGAUGAAAUGAUUGGACACGUAGGUGAUUUUGGCUUGGCAAGAUUUAUUUUUGAUGCUACCCAAGAUUGUUCUAUUGAUCAACCAAGCUCUAUUGGAAUAAGAGGAACAAUUGGUUAUACACCUCCAGGUGAAUAUCUUUAUCAUUUCUUAAUUUUAAUUGUCUCUUCCCAGUUCCCAGUGAUUAAUACUAUAGUUUCAAGCAUGAAAGAUGGUUUUUUAAGGAUGAUUAUAGUUAGGAGAUAG
This is a messenger RNA of Quercus robur (English oak), 2568 nucleotides long. Its product is annotated as probable LRR receptor-like serine/threonine-protein kinase At3g47570. Gene Ontology annotation, molecular function: protein binding; protein kinase activity; ATP binding. The transcript has a single exon. The record is from RefSeq and is a predicted model, not a curated record. Bases 1 to 2568 code for a protein of 855 amino acids. Gene Ontology annotation, biological process: protein phosphorylation. Lineage: Eukaryota; Viridiplantae; Streptophyta; Magnoliopsida; Fagales; Fagaceae.